Staurois parvus is the source of this 483-nucleotide messenger RNA. Lineage: Eukaryota; Metazoa; Chordata; Amphibia; Anura; Ranidae. The record is from the annotation of a GenBank genome assembly.
UGCAUUCACUAUAUCCGGUCUCCCCGGACUCUGCAUUCACUAUAUCUGGUCUCACCGAACACUGCAUUCACUGUAUCCGGUCUCCCCGAACCCUGCAUUCACUAUAUCUGGUCUCCCCGGACCCUGCAUUCACUAUAUCUGCUCUCCCCAAACCCCGCAUUCACUAUAUCCGGUCUCCCCGGACCCUGCAUUCACUAUAUCCGAUCUCCCCGGACCCUGCAUUCACUAUAUCUGGUCUCCCAGGACCCUGCAUUCACUAUAUCUGGUCUCCCCGGACCCUGCAUUCACUAUAUCCGGUCUCCCCGGACCCUGCAUUCACUAUAUCCGGUCUCCCCGGACCCUGCAUUCACUAUAUCCGGACCCUGCAUUCACUAUAUCUGGUCUCCCAGGACCCUGCAUUCACUAUAUCUGGUCUCCCAGGACCCUGCAUUCACUAUAUCUGGUCUCCCCGGACCCUGCAUUCACUAUAUCUGGUCUCCCCAG